Messenger RNA from Hevea brasiliensis (rubber tree), 1382 nucleotides. RefSeq names its product cytoplasmic tRNA 2-thiolation protein 1. Gene Ontology annotation, molecular function: tRNA binding. NCBI's taxonomy places the organism in Eukaryota, Viridiplantae, Streptophyta, Magnoliopsida, Malpighiales, Euphorbiaceae. Gene Ontology annotation, cellular component: cytosolic tRNA wobble base thiouridylase complex; mitochondrion. The record is from RefSeq and is a predicted model, not a curated record. Gene Ontology annotation, biological process: tRNA wobble position uridine thiolation.
UUAUCUGGCUGUUUAAUUUGAUGCCUUCGACUUCAAUGACCCAAAGUUGCCGUGCCUCCAGCUCUUGAGCCGUCGAAAGCUGAUGGAGGAAGUCGCCGACACGAAGGCCAGGAAGGGUGGUGCUCGCCUCUGUAGCCUCUGUGAUCAGAGAAGGGCUGCUCUUAAAAGACCCAAAACUCUAGAGCAGAUUUGCAGGGAGUGUUUUUAUAAGGUGUUUGAGGAAGAGAUACACCAAGUGAUUGUGGAUAACCAGCUAUUCAAGCCUGUUGAGCGUGUUGCUAUUGGUGCCUCUGGUGGUAAAGAUUCUACAGUUCUCGCUUAUGUGUUGUCAGAAUUAAAUCGCCGGCAUAAUUAUGGUCUCGAUCUCUUCUUAUUGUCUGUUGACGAAGGCAUUACUGGUUACAGGGAUGACUCGCUUGAAACUGUCAAAAGAAAUGAAAUUCAGUAUGGCUUGCCCUUGAAGAUUGUUUCCUACAAGGAUUUGUAUGGAUGGACAAUGGAUGAGAUUGUGAAGAUGAUUGGUUUAAAGAAUAAUUGCACAUUUUGUGGUUUUCGUCGUCAGGUAACACAGUAUUCCAGCCCCCACUCUCAAAAACAGUACAAGAAUGAAAUUUAAAAUGUGUUGUGUUAUUUGUCUUAAAAGGCCCUUGAUCGGGGUGCUGCAUUGUUGAAAGUAGACAAGGUUGCUACUGGGCAUAACGCAGGUGAUAUUGCCGAAACAGUUCUUUUGAAUAUAUUGCGAGGCGAUAUUGCUAGAUUGAGUAGAUGCACUUCAAUAACAACUGGUGAAGAUGGUCCAAUUCCAAGAUGCAAGCCUUUCAAGUACACCUAUGAGAAGGAGAUUGUUAUGUAUGCCUAUUUCAAGAGGCUGGACUACUUCUCCACAGAAUGUAUAUAUUCUCCAAAUGCAUAUCGUGGUUUUGCUCGUGAGUUCAUCAAAGAUUUGGAGAGAAUCAGACCUAGGGCCAUACUUGACAUCAUUAAAUCGGGGGAGAAUUUCAAAAUAUCCACUAAUACAAAAAUGCCAGAGCAGAGGACUUGUGAACGUUGUGGUUACAUUUCAAGCCAGAAAUGGUGUAAAGCUUGUGUUCUACUUGAGGGACUGAACCGGGGUUUGCCAAAGUUGGGUAUUGGGCAAAGCCGAGGCCUUGAUAAUGAUGGCAGAAAGGAAGUGAAACACAGUAACGGAACAAAAAAUAUUGAGAGCAAACAAUGUGGAACUUUGGAUUUCUGAUAUAAAUUGCAUAUCCUUUCAACAUUGAGAAACUUGCACUUGUUUCAUGAAAGCCAAUACAAAGCUAGCAUGCUUGGUUAUGCAGCCUUAUUGUCACUGGUAUAUUUUUAUUUGAAUUGAUUUGAAAUUUGCGAUUUUACUUGGAAAA